CUUGCUUUUUCCCUUCUUUUCCCUUAUGCUUUAAUUUCCCUGCCCUAAAAUCAGGCAACACCAGUAAUGCAUAGUUUUUUUAUUUAGCUUUUGGACUUUUCGAUAGUGCUCUGUGUUUUUAAUCAUUGAUUGAUUGACUACAGUGUAAUGAAUUUUGACCUGAUUUCGAUAGUUCGAUAGCUGCCUACUAUAUGGACCCAAAUGGACCACCACCACCAACACUGCUCAGCAAGCAAAGCUCACACAAUCUCAGAGCAAGGUUGAAUCAUCUCAGGGAGCACACACCUUAUAUAGCCUAUACAGGGGCAGGGCCCUGCAGCACUAUGCACAGCAUCAAUGAUACACCUGCAUCCAUCAUCUUUCAAAGGAUGCUGCUGCUGGACCAUCCAUCCCUGCAUCCCAGAAGAGUCCAGAGGCCGUCAUCAGAGGAGGAUGCUUAGCAAGAAACAAUGAUCCCUUCACCCAACCACCUAACAUUAUCCCUCCAUCCCCAUUCCAUAUCUGUACACAGAGACUGACAUACCCAGCCCAGCCCCCUCCCCCUGCUCUUCUCUCAGUUCCAUUCCAUCCCUCCAUUCUCCUCUCUCUCCCCCCCUCUCUCUCUCUCUCCCAUCCCUCUUUUGCCUACUCUCGUUUUUUUUUCCAUCCCCUGCCCCACUACAACAAACAUGGCCGCGAAAUCGGACGGCAUCGCCGCCGUGUCCGUGCUGGCCGAGAGUCCCCCCGCGCCGAGCCCCGCCGCCGUCAAGCGCUACUCGCUGCCGGACUGCUGCUGGACCCUCGCCGCCCUGCUCGUCUUCUUUUCGGACGGCGCCUCGGACCUGUGGCUGGCCGCCGACUACUACCUCAGGCGGGACUACUGGUGGUUCGCCCUCACGCUCGCCUUCGUCGUCGUGCCCUCCGUGGUGGUGCAGGUGCUCAGCUUUCGCUGGUUCGCCUACGACUACGCUGAGGACGAGGCCGGCGGGGGCAGCGCGGCAGCGGCGGCGGCGGCAGCGGUGGUGGCCGCGUCCGGCGCGGAGAGUCACCUCCUGGGCGCCAAGGGCGGCGAGCAGCGCGGGGCUGGGGCUGGAGCUGGAGCCAGGGGUGGCAGCAGUGGCAGGGGGAGGACGUGCUGCAGAGCCUGCGUGUGGCUUUUCCAGAGCCUGGUGCAUGUCCUGCAGCUGGCACAAGUCUGGAGGUACGUCCAUGCCCUGUAUCUUGGGGUUCAGAGCCAAUGGCGAGGGGACCACUCCUACUGGCGUAUGAUGUUCGUGAGUGCGGAUAUCAGCAUGCUGCGGCUCCUGGAGACCUUUCUGAAGAGCGCUCCUCAGCUCGUCCUGCAGCUCAGCAUCAUGGUCCAGACCAGCCAGGUUCUCCCUUUACAAGGUCUGUCUGCAUCUGCCUCCUUGGUGUCUCUCGCCUGGAUGGUGGCGUCUUACCAGAAGGCUCUGCGGGACUCCCGCGACGACAAGCUGCCCAUGUCUUAUAAAGCAGUGUUGGUGCAGAUGCUGUGGCACCUGUUCACGGUGGGGGCGCGCGCCAUGGCCUUCGCGCUGUUUGCCUCCAUCUUCCAGCUCUACUUCGGCAUCUUCAUCGUAGCCCACUGGUGCGCCAUGACCUUCUGGAUCAUUCAGGGUGAGACGGACUUCUGCAUGUCCAAGUGGGAGGAGAUAAUCUACAACAUGAUGGUGGGCAUUGUGUAUGUGUUCUGCUGGUUCAGCGUGCGCGAGGGGCCUACGAGGUGCCGGCUACUGCUAUACAGCCUCAUAGUGCUGGCAGAAAACGUAGCCCUUACUUCAGCUUGGUACCUGUACCGAGGGCCCCGCACAUCCGACUUCUACGCCGUGGUGGUGCUGUGUGUGGUGGCUUGCAGCUACGCCUUGGGCACGUUCUUCAUGUUUGUUUAUUACUGCCUGCUGCACCCGGACGGCCCUGUGUCGGCCAAUAAUUUGGGAUGUGGCUUAAUGGAGGUGGGGGCUGUCUCGGAGCCUUGUCUUUCAUCAGUGACCUCGGCUCCACCUCCAGACGUGGUCAGCAGCCCACCCAGGACGUUGCAGAGGACUAAGGCAGGAGCAGAGCAGGACGCGAUUGGAGGGGAAGGUGCCGAUGUGUUUCAGGUGCGCCCUCCUGUAAAUUUAAGGACCCCUGCACCCCGCCUCACCCCAAAGACUGAAGGGCCGGUCAUCCGUAUUGACCUGCCCAGGAAGCAGUACCCUGCCUGGGACGCCCACUUCAUCGAUCGCAGGUUGCGCAAGACCAUCUUAGUUCUGGAAAGUGCGGCUCCAGUCACCCCCAGGAUCCAGUACCGCUGCCUUGGCACGCCUAAGGAGGUAACGGAGUAUGAGACGACGGUGUGAACCCACCAGAUGCUUUCUCGCCCAGUUUGGCCACCCGCCAGUCUCUCAUACUCCAAGCACACGGUGCAGUCGUGCCGGCCCGCAGAGUCAGGCCCUCCUGGCUUUGGCGUUUGGCAAAGUUGCCAUGCGGCAGGGAGAACAAUAGAGACAAGGGGGAAAAGAGGGAACAAACAGAACAGUGCUUGCCAGCUUGCAAAAUGGCACAACCUCUAUCCUUAAUCUGUUCCAUCUGUAGAAGUAUCUGCUGUAAUGGUCUGCUCUUUUAAAACAGGGCUAUAUGGUGGAAUGGUGACACCCACCAUCGCAUUAUUGCAGGUUACUAAAACAAGGACAAAGCAGUCAGAGGUCAGACACACACAGUCACUAAGAUCAGGUUCUGCUAAAACUGGACAGAAAAGAACAAAGAGACAACGAAGACGUAGACAUGGACAUCACAGCGGGAACAGCGUAUUGUGGUACAGCUUAUGUCUUUGCAACGACGGUGCUUGAAAAUGUCUUAACAAAGAAAACAAUUUUACUUGGAUGUUAAAUAAGCCCUUACGGCAGCUGUUCCAGAAAAAAAAAUACAGCAGUUCUUUGCCUGAUGCUGAGCUCCCGUUGGUAGUUAUUUAUGGAGUCUGAGAUGUCAUAGCUUUUAGGUAAGGUGCAGUGUAUGAAUAGUUUCAUUCAAGGCCUUAAUCAGCCCAUGUAGGAAGGUCAUGCAACACUUAGAAAAAAGGACCAGGCCACAAAGAGGAGAACAAGAACCACACUUUUUAUCUCAAGGAUAGACAAUCCUUAACAGAUCAACCCAAGACAUUCCUUUAUUAUGAAAGUGAUAACAGAUCCACGUCUGCAGUAUUUCACAGAUGAUGUCUAAAAGCUAACAGGGCUCAAAUGUGUUAAGUUUCUAGCUGGUCUAUAGUGCAUCUGCGAUGAUACUUCGGUGUAUGUUUACAUGUUUCUAACUAAUCAUCUUUUCUAUGACUAAUAAAAAAAACAAGGUUAGCAUUGUGGUUUCAUGGUCAUGAAGAUCGGCUUCUGUGCAAUAAAAAAGAAACGGAAA
Molecule: messenger RNA, 3384 nt
Organism: Astyanax mexicanus (Mexican tetra)
Lineage: Eukaryota; Metazoa; Chordata; Actinopteri; Characiformes; Acestrorhamphidae
Gene: xkr7a
Product: XK related 7a
Exons: 3
Coding region: 669-2339 (556 amino acids)
Biological process (GO): engulfment of apoptotic cell; phosphatidylserine exposure on apoptotic cell surface; apoptotic process involved in development
Cellular component (GO): plasma membrane
Source: RefSeq, a predicted model, not a curated record